Saccostrea echinata is the source of this 2029-nucleotide messenger RNA. RefSeq lists its product as uncharacterized. Gene Ontology annotation, cellular component: membrane. The transcript has 8 exons. NCBI's taxonomy places the organism in Eukaryota, Metazoa, Mollusca, Bivalvia, Ostreida, Ostreidae. Gene Ontology annotation, biological process: vesicle-mediated transport; Golgi ribbon formation. The record is from RefSeq and is a predicted model, not a curated record. The coding region runs from base 1 to 777 and encodes 258 amino acids.
AUGAAGACAUUGUCAUUUAGAAAAUCCUCCAAAAUUCUGGAGACAAACGAGCAAGACUCAUCUAUAGCUAUUUCAAGCCAACAGAUUGAUGAAGUGAUAGUAGAAGAAGAGAGUCAAUAUGAGGAACCCUAUGAUUUGGAAGAGUCUUCUAGGACACUCCUUGAAGAGAAGGUCCAAGAAAGUGAGGCAGAUAGGGAAGAAAGGAAGAGGCAGUUAGAGCUUGUGUUUCAGGACAUGGAAUCAGAGAAUGAGGAGGAAGACAAACCAAAGACAAAAAUGCCACAGAAGAUAAUAAAAGCAAUAAAAAGGAAGGGCAAGAAAAAGAAGUCGGACUCAGAUGAACCCGAGAUGUUCCCUUUGAUGGAACAAGGUCAGCCAGGUGACAAUAAAGAAGUCAAGAAAAAGAACACAUCUGACAAAAUAUUGGAAGUGAAAGGCCAAUUAGGAGAGUUAAAAGAAAUUGCUCAGAAUAAUGUCGACAAGUUGUAUGAAAGAGAAGAAAAUCUUGAUGAUCUGGAGGAUCGAGCUGAUGAACUAUCUAAAAAGGCUUCACUGUUUAACGAGAUAUCCGUUGAAGUUAAAACCAAAAUGGAGACAUGUAACAAGAGGACCAAAGCAAUCAUCAUUGGUGUCGUCAUCGCUAUCCUUGUCCUCGUUGUCAUCAUUCUCAUCGCUGUUGUGGCUAACAAGUCUGGCAAUACAGAGCCAGAGUAUCGCACUGUUCACAUUAUCCAUGUUGUUAAUGGCACAGCUCCUUAUACGCCUUCACCCGGUUAAAAAAAGAAUACAGUGUGUUUUGAUUUUGCUUCGGAAAUGAUUUAAGCUCACAUGUAAAAAUAAAAGCAAACAUGUAUAUUCAGAAUUCGGGAUAGAAAACGAUAGAGGUUACAAAUGUCGUAGACGUUACUUGCACUAGCAAAUAAUUAUUAAGUUCAUUAAUUAUUUAAUUAUUAACGUAAUUAGGCUUCUUUUUAACCAUAUUAUUUGUAAGAUGUAAACAUACAUUAGUAGAGGAUAUAAAAAAUCCCGCAUAAUAUUUUCAUUAUUUUGGUUGUAAUCCAUUCAAAGAUCAUAUGCCUUAGAUAAAGUAACAGCAAAGCUGCAUUCUUAAUCCAGACUGCAUUUGGACAGUAUUAAGAAAGGCGAAUGUGCAAUUUUAUAUUUUCUCAAAAUUUUGCUCUUAUGUCUCUAUGUGUAUCUCUUUACUUCAUCAAACAAUAAAUCUUUAACAAUCAUUUAAUUGUACAAUAUUUCAUGUAGAUAUAAUGCAAAUUGUACUAUAUUUCAUGUAGAUAUUAAUGUACAUCUCUACUUGUGUUUGUGUAUGUGAAUUGCCAUAAUUUGCCUCUAAUAUAUUGUACAGCAUUUGUAAUAAAGCCUGUGAUAUCUCGAAAGGGUUGGAAAAAUUGUCAUUUGUUGUUUGAGGUUGUUGUUGUCCAAAUAUUUUUAUUCUGUAGCAUCUGUAUUUUAGUAAUCUAUAAGCAGGCAGUGUAAGUAUUUGUUAAUAUCUUUAAGCAAUUUUUGCAUAAACAUAUUUUUCGCUUUGUAAAAAACCUACUACGAUAUACAAAUUACAUGUUAUUUAAAAGGGCCCAAUCGAAUUUGGAUUCAGUGGUUUAUAUACAAUUUAUACUGUAAUACUAGUCAUGCAUAUACUUAUGAAUGAAUUAACAUAACAUAUAAUCUGUUUUAAAAUAUAGGCAUUUUAGUAACAUUGUCUAUAUUGUGUCUGCUAUUAUCCUACAUAGGUAUCUGUUAUCCCUUUUUAUAUCCCUUUUCUUUAGUUUUACCAACAUGCAAAAGCAUACUGUAGAAUGGUUGUUUGUUUUUUUUUUUCUAUUUAGACAUUAUAAGGCUGAGAUUAAAUCGUUUGAGUUGUUCUCUCGUGAUGUAAGGGAACAGAUUGCCCAAGUUUGUAUUAUUUAUUUUUUUUCUUGAAUGUGUAUUGUACGACAAUUUACAUUGUGUAUAUGUAUAUUUGCAAAUUGACUUAGAAAUGCUAGUUAAAAUAAAACGUAUAUUAUGCUUA